Messenger RNA from Rhopilema esculentum, 1661 nucleotides. RefSeq names its product succinate--CoA ligase [ADP-forming] subunit beta, mitochondrial. Gene Ontology annotation, biological process: succinyl-CoA metabolic process; tricarboxylic acid cycle. Gene Ontology annotation, molecular function: ATP binding; succinate-CoA ligase (ADP-forming) activity. Gene Ontology annotation, cellular component: succinate-CoA ligase complex; mitochondrion. The record is from RefSeq and is a predicted model, not a curated record. Lineage: Eukaryota; Metazoa; Cnidaria; Scyphozoa; Rhizostomeae; Rhizostomatidae.
AGGUCUCCUGGAAACGAGGGUCAACGGUUCACUCACUCUACAGACCUGUCACCAUUGACAGGGCAAAAAGUUUUGGCAUAGAAAUGGCCUCUCUGGGACUGAAAAUUUGUAGAAGGUGCAGCCAGUUGGCAGACAGAGGCAUUUUGAAAACUUUCAAGGGAUCCCUUGGUGGUGCAAAUGUGCUGGCAUCAAAAUGGUCAUCUCAGAAACAGCAGCAAAGAUCACUGUCUGUUCAUGAGUAUUUGAGCAUGAAAAUUCUUGAGGAUCUUAACAUAAAAGUCCCAAACGGAAAAGUGGCCAAAACUCCAGAAGAAGCUUUCCUUGCUGCCCAGGAAUUGCAAUCCAAUGAUUAUGUUGUGAAAGCGCAAGUUUUGGCUGGUGGUAGAGGAAAAGGAGAAUUUGAAUCUGGACACAAAGGAAUCAAGAUUGUCUAUUCACCAGAUGAGGUUAGAGACUAUUCAAAGCAUAUGCUAGGGAAAACCUUAGUAACGAAGCAGACUGGAGAGAUGGGCAGACCUUGUAAUGAAAUUCUUGUUUGUGAGCGGCUGUACCCAAGAAGAGAGUAUUAUUUUGCAAUCACACAAGACAGGAAAGCAAAGGGUCCGCUUAUCAUUGGCAGCAGCAGCGGUGGGGUGAACAUUGAAGAAAUGACUGACUCCAUCGUAACUGACCCGGUCAAUAUUGACGAUGGGCUAAGCAUGGACCAGGCAAUACGAUUCGCUUGCCAAAUGGGCUUUGGUCCACACUGUGUUGAGCCUGCAGCCGACAUUUUUGUCAAAUUGUACAAUUUAUUUAUUGAGAAGGAUUGCACAUUAAUUGAAAUCAACCCGCUGACAGAGAUCUCCUCGGGCGAAGUGGUUUGUAUGGACGUCAAAAUCAAUUUCGAUGACAACGCCUUGUAUCGUCAUCCGGAAAUCGAAGCACUCAGAGAUCCAAGCCAAGAAGAUCCAAGGGAGGUUGAGGCAUCGCUCAAGCAGUUGAAUUACAUAGGGCUUCAGGGUACCAUUGGAUGUUUAGUAAAUGGUGCAGGUCUUGCCAUGGCAACAAUGGACAUUAUAAAGUUACAUGGUGGAUCGCCUGCUAAUUUUCUGGAUGUUGGCGGAGGAGCAACUGUAGAUGCAGUAACGACGGCAUUUAGGCUCAUUAGCUCAGAUAAACAUGUCAAAGCAAUUCUUGUGAACAUUUUUGGUGGUAUCAUGAAAUGUGACGUCAUCGCUGAAGGUAUCAUAGAGGCAGCCAAAAGCCUGAAGUUGUCAAUACCACUUGUCGUAAGGCUGCAGGGUACGAAAGUCGAUGAUGCCAAGGCACUCAUUGCCACCAGUGGACUUCGAAUUUUACCUGUAGAUAAUCUAGAAGAUGCUGCAAGAUUAGUUGUUAAACUUGCCAGCAUCGUCGAACUCGCACAGGCCGCAGAUGUGCAUGUCAAUUUUGAACUUCCAAUCUAAUCUUUAAGUUUUCUCAACCCGAAAUUCGUGGCAGUUUCAUAACGAACAUUGACAGUGGCGAAUUGGUUAGCUGCUUUAUCUUGGCGUGCGAUAUUUCAUAUACUUCAGAAUGUUACAUGGCUUCCAAAUUCAGUGUUUUCAAUGUCAAUCAAAACUAGCGAGGUUUGCCUAUUGUAUGUAAUCUUAAUUUUAUGUACAUUCUUGCGAUCAUCUUCA